AUGGAUGGGAGAGCGAGUGACAUCCUAUUUCGGGCGUUCUGGGUUGAGUCGGGUCUAGAAUGUACCACCGGUCCUGUGAGAUCCCGAUCCAUAAUUGUCGAAGAGCAAGGAAAGAUGAGAUCGAGAGGUGACCAUGUGGAACGCGUUAGUGUUAGCGGGUUAAACGAGAUUUUGGCGUUAGACAAGUUUAGAAAAAAGGAGAAUGGAAUCAAGCAAAAGGAGACACGUAAGAAAGCAAGAGAGUUGACAAAUGCCAAGCAAGACCUGGGGCCCAUCGAGGACGAAAUUGAGGAAUUGGAAGCGAAAGAGGAUCCGACGGGCGUGGAUAAGAAUCGCCUUUCUCACUUGAGGCACGAGCUGAAACGAAUCACUAAACUCAAGGAGGAUUACCUCAAGGAUCACCCCGAACAUCGCGCUCUGGUUUAUGCCAGCACCCGCAAGCGACAACAACAGGCCGAGGGAGGCCCAGCGGGUCCUGACAGAAAAUUGUUUGGAAAAGAUGGAAUGCCCUUGCGUCCAGAACGGAGCAUCUAUUAUGACCCUGUCAUGAAUCCAUAUGGUAUCCCACCACCUGGGAUGCCAUAUAGAGAAAGACGUGAGUACGGGCACAUCUAUAUCUCGACGAUAUUAAAAGGUUCUCUAGCACCAACCCCAGAUCCGCUUCAAGCGGCAGAAGACGAUGAAGGUUCAGAUGAUCCAGAUUCUGGUCUAGAGGAUGUAUUGCUACCGCCAGGUCCACCACCUGGAGGUGCCGAUUCUGAUUCUGACGAUCAAGCCCCAAGGCUGCCUCCAGACUUUGUCCCCCCUCUACCUCUAG
Molecule: messenger RNA, 817 nt
Organism: Acaulospora colombiana
Lineage: Eukaryota; Fungi; Glomeromycota; Glomeromycetes; Diversisporales; Acaulosporaceae
Source: the annotation of a GenBank genome assembly